Vicia faba (fava bean) is the source of this 1335-nucleotide messenger RNA. Lineage: Eukaryota; Viridiplantae; Streptophyta; Magnoliopsida; Fabales; Fabaceae. The record is from the annotation of a GenBank genome assembly.
AUGUCCACCGCUAACGAAGAUUUCCAAGGUGUUUCGAAUUGUUAUGUGUUCAAGAGCCGGUUGCAGGAGUAUGCUCAGAAAGCAGGACUCCCCACGCCUGUGUAUGAAACUAUCAAGGACGGGCCUUCCCAUGAACCUUGUUUCAGAUCAACGGUGAUUGUGAAUGAAGUUCGGUAUGAUUCUUUGCCUGGAUUUUUUAACCGUAAAGCAGCAGAGCAGUCAGCUGCAGAGGUUGCUUUGAUGGAGUUGGCCAAAUCUGGUGAAGUUAAUCACUCCAUCACUCAACCUGUUCAUGAAACUGGAUUAUGCAAGAAUCUACUUCAGGAGUAUGCUCAGAAAAUGAACUAUGCAAUGCCAAUGUAUCAAUGCAAAAAAGAUGAUACACCACCAGGUAGAGCACCGUUAUUUUCAUGUACAGUCGACAUUGGAGGGAUUCAUUAUGUUGGGGGAACAACAAAAACAAAGAAGGAAGCAGAGAUAAAAGCCGCAAGAACUGCUUUAUUAGCUAUCCAGACAAAUGCAUCUCAGACUUCUCAAAACCAGUUUGGCCAUUUGACUGUCAUUCCAUCCAGAAAAAGAGCAGCAGAUUCUGUCGCUGAUGAGGCUUCAAAAGCUCCAAAGCCUAAGAAAGCACGCUUUAAAAGGAAAUUUCCCAAGAGGAAACCGUCUGAAGACAAGAAGCCUCGUGUUCAGACUGACAAUACUGGCGAUGGAGCAAAUAUCAAUCACGGGAUAGAAUCACUUGCAACUGCUAAUGAUGAAUCUGGCAUUCAGGAAAUCAAAUCCGAAGCAAUGUUCCCUUCAGAAGCUGUGAAGAAUUUUGAGAAUGGGAUAGAGUCACUUGCAAGUGCUAAUGAUGAAUAUGGCAUUCAGGAAAUCAAAUCCGAAGCAAUGUUCACUUCAGAAGCUGUGAAGAAUUCUGAGAGUGUGAUAAAAUCACUUGCAACUGCUAAUGAUGAAUCUGGCAUUCAGGAAAUCAAAUCCGAAGAAAUUUUCCUUUCAGAAGCUGUGAAGAAUUCUAAGAAUGGAGUAUCGACUAACCAUCGUGAGAAAGAGACGAUUAUCCAUCAUGAUGAAUUUGGCAUUCAGGAAAUCAAAUCCGAAGCAAUAUUCCCUUCAGAAGCUGGAGACGGGUCUUUUACUUUGAAUAAUCAAGAGGUUUUUGAUAAUGGGAAGUCAACAGAAUUUCAACCCAAAGAGGUCAAUCUUGAGAAUGUUGUUACAGAAGUGUCGUUUGCGCCAAGUGGAGACAUGCCAGCAAAUGGAGACAUACCAGCAAAGAGCGUUGAGAUGAUCGAACAACAUUGUAAUGGAGAUAUGGUCUCAGGCAAUUGA